This is a messenger RNA of Mustela lutreola (European mink), 954 nucleotides long. Its product is annotated as olfactory receptor 2B2-like. Gene Ontology annotation, cellular component: membrane. The record is from RefSeq and is a predicted model, not a curated record. NCBI's taxonomy places the organism in Eukaryota, Metazoa, Chordata, Mammalia, Carnivora, Mustelidae. Bases 144 to 941 code for a protein of 265 amino acids. Gene Ontology annotation, molecular function: G protein-coupled receptor activity; olfactory receptor activity. The transcript has a single exon. Gene Ontology annotation, biological process: G protein-coupled receptor signaling pathway.
CCAUGCAUAGCUGAGGCUGGAGAAAUGACACUUCUGUAACUGAGUUUAUCUUCCUGGGCUUCUCCAGAAAUCCCAGGACCAACUGAAUCCUUUUCUUCCUCUUCCUAUUUCUUUACUUAUUUAUAGUCCUGGGCAAUGGGCUCAUGGUUACCCUGAUCAGAGUAGAUGCACGUCUACACACCCCCAUGUACUUCUUCCUCAGCAUCCUUUCUGUACUGGAUCUUAGCUAUGCCACCACCACAGUGCCCCAGAUGUUGGUCCAUCUAAUAAACAAUAGAAAGACCAUAUCUUAUAUUGGGUGUGUGGUCCAGAUGUACAUUUUCCUGACCUUAGGCAUCACUGAGACCUGGAUUUUUGCAGCCAUGGCCUAUGACAGAUACGUUGCCAUCUGCUAUCCACUCCAUUACGGGGUCAAGAUGGGUCAAACCCUGUGUGUAGUCCUGGAAGUCAGCUCUGCCCUUUGUAGUCUCACCUGCACCCUUGUCUUUGCAAUAAAUCUGCCCUACUGUGGCCCCAAUGAAAUCAACCACUUCUUUUGUGAAAUUCCUGCUGUCUUGAAGUUGGCCUGUGCAGAUACAUCCCUCAAUGACCAAGUGGACUUUAUCUUAGGUUUCCUCUUGCUCUUGAUCCCAUUAUCUCUCAUCCUGACCUCAUAUGUUUGCAUCUUUAUGGCCAUUCUAAAGAUUCACUCCACACAGGGAGGAAUAAAAGCCUUCUCCACCUGUGCCUCACACAUUACUGUGGUCACUAUGUUCUGUAUUCCAUGCAUGGUCAUGUAUAUGAGGCCCAGCUCUGAAGCCUCCCCAGAGGAUGACAAGAAGUUGGCCCUGUUCUACAAUGUUAUUUCUGCUUUUCUCAAUCCCAUCAUCUAUAGCCUCUGGAAUAAAGAUGUGAAGAGGGCUUUCCUCAAGUUAAUUGGAAUGAGUGAGGAUGGCCAAUAGGCCAUGAACUGAG